Messenger RNA from Dentiscutata heterogama, 726 nucleotides. The record is from the annotation of a GenBank genome assembly. Lineage: Eukaryota; Fungi; Glomeromycota; Glomeromycetes; Diversisporales; Gigasporaceae.
AUGUCAUCCAAAAACUUUUGCAGUGAGAAUGCACAGCCAAGAGGAAAAAAAAGAACCUGCGAGCUCAUUGAAUCAGGAAGAGAAAAAAGAACUCGUGCUAGUGUAAUCUGUGAAGGUUGUAAAUCUUCAAAAAGAAAGUGUGAAGGUUGGGAUUCAAGUGUGGAUCCUCCUGUUGAUUGUGAAAAUUGUAGACGAAAACAAAUUGCAUGCAAGCUUCCACCUCAUUGCAAAUUAUGUAGGAAGAAACUUGAUAUUUAUUUUAAAAGCUUGGAAGAAGAUGUUAAAGAGUUGAAAGAAGAUGUUAAAGAGUUGAAAGAAGAUGUUAAAGAGUUGAAAGAAGAUGUUAAAGAGUUGAAAGGAGAUAUUAAAGAGUUGAAAGAAAAACUUGAAGAACGCAAUAAAAAAAUGGUAAUAUUUGAAGAAAUCCAAAAUCAAACAGCUAUUCAACAGUUUUAUAGCCCGGAAAAUGAUCGAAAUUCAUCUUAUAAUUUCUAUUCAGAGCCAACAUCACACGAGCCUAAUUUCAUUAACCCUCAGGAUUAUGAAUCAAUAGAGCCAGCAUCACACGAGCCUAGUUUCAUCGACCCUCAGGAUUAUGAAUCAAUAGAGCCAGCAUCACACGAGCCUAGUUUCAUUGACCCUCAACAUUAUGAAUCAAUAGAGCCAGCAUCACACGGGUCUAUCUUAAUUGACCAUCAACAUUAUGCACAUGGGAACAUAUUUUAA